Messenger RNA from Macrobrachium nipponense, 478 nucleotides. Its product is annotated as eukaryotic translation initiation factor 3 subunit K-like. The transcript has 3 exons. The record is from RefSeq and is a predicted model, not a curated record. Gene Ontology annotation, cellular component: cytoplasm; eukaryotic translation initiation factor 3 complex. Gene Ontology annotation, molecular function: translation initiation factor activity; ribosome binding. Bases 63 to 464 code for a protein of 133 amino acids. Gene Ontology annotation, biological process: regulation of translational initiation. NCBI's taxonomy places the organism in Eukaryota, Metazoa, Arthropoda, Malacostraca, Decapoda, Palaemonidae.
AACAUGCUGAGAUAGUCGUGUCACACAACAAGCAGCAGGAGCAGGCCCCUUACACCAAAACAAUGGCUGAAGCAACGGAAGCAAUGCGGCAAACUGUCGCUUCAAUGCUUCGGGGAAUUGAACGCUACAAUCCAGAGAACAUACACACUCUUGAACGGUAUGUGGAACUCCAAGCACGUGAUAAUGGAUAUGAUCUUGAGGCAAAUUUGGCUCUUCUCAAACUAUAUCAGUUCAACCCCAGUACUUACCAGUCCAACAUUGCGUGUCAAAUUCUUAUGAAAGCUUUGACCAACCUGCCACACACUGACUUUGUCCUCUGCAAGUGCCUCCUAGGCCAAGAUCAGAUGGAAGAAGCAAACAUUAAGAAGAUCAUGUACCUUCAUGAUCUUCUGGAGAUGUGUCAGUUUCAAACAUUCUGGAGAGAAAAGGCACAGUAUUCUACCCUUGUAAGUAUGAAAAAUUAAAGUUACAGCAAGUA